UUCCUUAGAGUCUCAACGCUCCAAGUUUAGGAUCCGUCUGUCAGCCUCCAGCUGGGCCCAACAUGUAGCUGCUGCGGACCUUCCCUGCAGGACUGCACCGUCCAUUGACGCCCGCGGGGGCCGUGCAAUCGCCCCGCUACGGCCCGCGCCCCGACGCACGCGCAUCACGCCAAAGGGCUCCGUGUGCAUGAAGAUCGAGGCUCGAAUUUGUGCACCUUUUGUUGCAAAACGAGCCGCUGACGCUCCAGUGCAAUGGAGGGAGGGAGCGAGAGGGGAGGGUCGUCCCCUCCCCCCCAUCGAAGCCGAGGCGAGCGGAGCCAGCAGAAGGGAGCCAAGAAGAAACCAGUGCUGAGGCUUCCUAAAGAGGUUUUUGAGCAGCCAGCUCCUGCUGCCGUUGCACCCAGAGAUCUGGACUCCAAAGCCUGUGUGACCAUCGGCGAGAAGAAUUUUGAGGUGAAGGCAGAUGACCUGGAUGAGAUCUGUGAGCUGGGGCGAGGUGCCUAUGGCGUGGUGCACAAGAUGAGACACGUGCCCAGUGGACUCAUCAUGGCAGUGAAGAGGAUCCGGGCCACAGUCAACACACAGGAGCAGAAGCGUCUGUUAAUGGACCUGGACAUCUCCAUGAGGACAGUCGACUGUUUCUACACCGUCACUUUCUAUGGAGCUUUGUUUAGAGAGGGUGACGUGUGGAUCUGCAUGGAGCUGAUGGACACAUCCCUGGACAAGUUCUACAAGCAGGUCAUCGAGAAAGGUCUGAAGAUUCCCGAGGACAUUCUGGGGAAGAUCGCAGUCUCGAUAGUCAAAGCUCUGGAACAUCUUCACAGUCAUCUGCAGGUCAUCCACAGAGAUGUGAAACCGUCAAACGUUCUGAUCAACACUCGGGGUCAGGUGAAAAUGUGUGACUUUGGCAUCAGCGGGUACCUGGUCGACUCGGUUGCCAAGACCAUGGAUGCUGGCUGUAAACCCUACAUGGCGCCUGAACGGAUCAAUCCUGAGACCAAUCAGAAAGGAUACAAUGUCAAGUCAGAUAUCUGGAGUUUGGGAAUCACCAUGAUUGAACUGGCCAUCCUGCGUUUCCCGUACGACUCAUGGGGGACGCCGUUCCAGCAGCUGAAGCAGGUGGUAGAGGAGCCCUCACCCCAGCUUCCAUCAGAGCACUUCUCACCGGAGUUUGUGGACUUCAGCUCCCUGUGUUUGAAGAAAGUCUCCAAAGAUCGUCCAACUUACACAGAGCUCAUGCAACAUCCGUUCUUCAUGUGUCAUGAGGCCAAAGAGACCGAUGUCGCGACCUUUGUGAAGGUCAUUUUAGGGGACUAAGAUCACAGCUGCACGUGAGGCCGGGGGUCCAGUCACCCCGAAAUGGACCCUAAUGGAGUGAUGGGCGCUUACUUGCAACUAAUGUCACUUGAUAAUGGAAGAAGUGGGCGGAGCCAUGAGUCAGAACCGUCUGACAUCACUGAGAGCCCUCUCACCUGUAUUCUGGAUUAAUCUGAAAAAGUAUGCAAAAGAAACUGCAGACAAUUCUCACCGUGGAUCCUAUAUUUCAUGGUGACGGCCUGGAAGAAAGUCGCAGAUUAUAUUUCAAAUAUUAUCGUCGAAAUCUAUUCUAUAUGUUUGCAAUCUGAACAUUGUAAUCUAAGUGGUCACAAACAGACUGUUUUAAUCCAAGUGUUUGCAAUCUGUUUGUUAAAUCUCAGUCUACGCUAUCUGAACGUACUAAUCCAAGUGUUUGCAAGCCGUGCGUUUUGAUCUGUGUUUGUGAACGGAACAUUUUAAUCUAUGGGAUGGCAAGAUAGAGAUGUAAUCUAACUGUGUGUAUCAUAAAUGUUUAAUUCUUUGUGUUUGUGACCCAAACAUUUUAAUCUGAAGGAUUGCAAGUUCUAAAUAUUUUUGCGAUCAGAACAUGUGCGAUCUGCACAUUUCAGUGUGCGAGUUCACCGGAUGAACACUUUGAUCGAACCGAUGGUAAUGGGUGUUUUAAUUUAAGGGAUUAAUCUAAAUAUGUGUGUAGAUGUGCCUGUUUGUGUGUGUGUGUGUGUUUGUGUGUGUGUGUGCGUGCGCGUGCGCGUGCGUGCGUGUGGAGAGUAUGACCCAAUCAGAACCCACCUAAAUCAGAGCAGGAUUAUCACUCUGGUAAUGAAUAAUAUCAAGAUCUGUCGUGCGUGUUUUGCAGUUUUUUAUUUAUUGCAACAAAUGUGUUUUAUCUGAACUUUUGGCUUGAACUGUAAUCAUCUUUGUGCCUCUUUGUCAUCCCCUGACACAAUUAAUAUUUAAAUGCUGCCUUGGUCUCUGAAGGUUCCUCAAUAUUGCGUCACCUUUAAUGUCAUGCUGACCGUCACGUGCCAUGGCACAAAUGAUUGCUGGUGUCCUGUUCACCUUUUGUUGCCGCUCUAAAAGUCGGGCCAUCUCUUUCCCCUGCUGCCCUAAAUAUCGCCAGGAUGUCGGAUGACGUUUUCUUUGUUUUUCUGAGACUUAAUUGCCGACUCAGCAUAUCUGUGUCUGGUACGGUCAGCGGGACGUCCGGGUGGAAACUGGAAUUUCUCAUCAAUUUCUGUUCUUUGGUGCGGUGGGGUUUGUAUAUUUUAAACGGCAAGAGAGGGGAGUUAAAUUCGGAGAAAGGGGCUGGCCGAGAAAAAGUAAGGAAAAAAAAAAACAUCCAACAUUUUUAGCGCUGCAACGGUACAUUUGGUUGUCAACAAGUUAGCCUCUGUUUUAGAUUUGACACUCUGAGAUCCUUUAUAACAGAAGUGUUUAACCACCAAAAAGUAGUUUUGUAAAGAGCUUUUCUGUCUGCUGUAGUUGAUGUUGUGUUCUGGACACGACGUGUUUUUGAGUGUGAGAUGAGCAACUGCAGGAAUGCAGGAGUCAUUUGGAAACCGAAGUUGUCUGACUGACGACUGUUUUUCUACAACAAUUGUGAAAAACUGGCUGUGUGCGAAUG
Molecule: messenger RNA, 2941 nt
Organism: Synchiropus splendidus (mandarinfish)
Lineage: Eukaryota; Metazoa; Chordata; Actinopteri; Syngnathiformes; Callionymidae
Gene: map2k6
Product: mitogen-activated protein kinase kinase 6
Exons: 12
Coding region: 253-1317 (354 amino acids)
Biological process (GO): MAPK cascade; protein phosphorylation
Molecular function (GO): ATP binding; MAP kinase kinase activity
Source: RefSeq, a predicted model, not a curated record